Molecule: messenger RNA, 976 nt
Organism: Myotis davidii
Lineage: Eukaryota; Metazoa; Chordata; Mammalia; Chiroptera; Vespertilionidae
Gene: TNFRSF6B
Product: tumor necrosis factor receptor superfamily member 6b
Molecular function (GO): protein binding
Source: RefSeq, a predicted model, not a curated record
UGGAGUACUCUGGUUGGCUGCAGGUAGGGUGGGCGGGGCCUGCUUCCGCGGGGAGGAGUGGGGCUGUGGUGAACUGGUGUCCCCGCUGAGUCCCGCUGGAGGGAGGAUCAUGAAAGCACAUGCGAGGCUGCCCCUGAUCCUGCCGAGGGCACUACCGUUCCUGCUGCUGCUGCUGGCUGUGCGCGGGCCAGCGGAAGACGUGCCUACCUACCCGUGGUGGGAUGUGGCCACGCGGGUGGGCCGGUACUGCAACGUGGUCUGCGGGGAGCACGAGGAGGAGGCGCGGCCCUGCUCCGGCGUCCACAACAGGGCCUGCCGCUGCCGCCCAGGCUUCUUCGAGCUCGCGGGCUUCUGCCUGGAGCACACGCCCUGCCUGCCUGGCUAUGGAGUGGUUGCCCUUGGCACCCCCACCCAGGACACACAGUGCCAGCAAUGUCCCCCAGGCACCUUCUCGGCCAACAGCUCCAGCUCAGAGCAGUGCCAGCCCCACCGCAACUGCACGGCCCUGGGCCUGGUCCUCAACGUGCCGGGCACCCCCUUCCAUGACGCCAUGUGCACCAGCUGCACAGGCCCUCCACUCAGCCCUCCAGAGCCGGGGGGUGCAGGUGACUGGAGGGGGACAGGGACGGAGGAGUGUGAGCGCGCCCUUGUGGACUUCGUGGCUUUCCAGAACGUCUCCUUCAGGAGACUCCUGCAGCUGCAGCAGGCCCUCUCGGGUCCGGGGGCAUGGACUCCCCGUCGGCCCUGGGAGGACCGCAUGUCCUUGCAGCAGACGCUGCAGAGGCAACUCAUGAAGCUCCGCGAGGCCCGGCCAGGGGCGUUGGUGGCGGGGCUGCUGCAGGCCCUGCACACAGCCAGGCUGCCGGGGGUGGAGCGCACUAUCCGAAAGCGCUUCUUCCUGGCCAGCUGAGCCCCGUAUUUAUUCUACUGGCCGGGCAUCAAGUGUAGUUUUUAUAAAACCCUUCUGUAAAAUCGA